CACGUAAUCACAGUAGAAAGGCAAUGAUCGACAAAGAUUAGAGAGAGGUUCGGACCUUCGUCCUCCUCCAUCCAUCUUUCCCUUUUUCUGGUUUUUCAGACAUGAAAUCCAAUCCAAAAAGCUUGUAUCAAACCUCAUAUGAAAUGGAACAUUUUCGAAAAUGUACGACUCCGCAGCCUCAACCUCAACCACCGUUGAAAAUAAUCCGAGACCGAAGCGAAUUCGAAUCCGGCGGAGGAAGCUCAACCAUGGUCGCCACCAACACCAAUCCCAUUCUGAUCAUGAAAUUCAUUCGGAAGGAGAGAGUGAUCACCCGUGGUCUGUUCCGAGAAGGAGAUCGCCGAUGCGAAGUGAUCCGCACGUGCGGAUCGCAAUGUACGUGGCCAUGGCGCAUGCAGGGCUGGCGCUCUCCUUGGCUUUGCUCUACUUCGUUACGAAGCUUCUAGAAGGCUACUGGAGGCCAAUUCAAUGGGCGAUUCUCUGUUCUAUGCCUCUUCGGGAGCUCCGUACGGCUCUCGUCUCUUUCUGGUCUCGUUCCCUCAGAAUCGGUCUUUUUGAGACCAUAAUCGCCGUCCCAGUCGCCGCCCUACGCGCUGCCACAGACUCCGUCGUCAAUUCCCAAGCUGCGUUCUUUGGAUUUCUUCGUCAGUCGGAGACUCGGAGUAGAGAAAAGGUUGGGUUUUUUAAGCUCGUUCAAUGGCUAAUCUCUUUUGCGUUAUUCAUAAUUGUGUAUGAGUAUAUAGGGCUGGUUUCGGUUCCAGUGUUCUGCAUAGCUUGCUUGAUUGUGUAUUUAAUGGGUUCUAGAACUAUAACGAAUGUUGGUGUAAGAACAUCGCUUUCUGCACUCACGUCUUUUCGACGGGGUGGGAGAAAACUUCUCAAGAAAAGCUCUUUCGGUAGUAAGGUAGGUGGCUACAUUACUUGCUGGAUGCUCAAUAGGUUAAAGACUAUGGUUGGGAUUGGUUUGAUCAUGUGUAUGAUUUUUGGUUCUAUGUUUGGGCUUAUUUUCUUUUCUUAUAAGAUUGCUAUGGAAGGAAAAGAUGCAGUGAUAUCUGUGAACACCCAUUUGAAAGAAAGUAAUUAUGCAGAGAGGAUUGGAGUUACACAGUGGGUGUAUGAUAAUCAUAUUCCUGAAUUGGUUGAUAAUUACACAAUGAAUUUUUACGAAGCUGUUUCACAGAACAUUAAUUCUUUGGCAGCACAUUACAAUGUGACAGAGAUUGUUGAUGGUCUUAGACAUUACUUGAAUAGUCCAUCCCCUAGUCCAAUAGUAUCAAGUGCUAGUACUGUCUCUGCUCUGUCACUUACUGAAAAGUUGAACAAAAUUAUAUCUAAGCUGCGUAAUAGUGAGUGGAAAGUGAUUUAUAGAGACGUUGACAAUGUGUUCAGGGAUUUGGUAUCUUUAAUUAGUAGGGAGGAAUUGAUGGAGAAAAUCAAAUCACUUCUCCUCCAGAGUCUUGAUAAGUCAAGGCGAUUACUCGCCAGUGGUACAACGGUGUUGGCUGGAGGUGUGAAUUUCUUGGUCUUUAUGGCAGUGUCAAUUGUCUCAGGAGCCGCAGGAUUAAUGAACUUCAUUUCAGGGUUCAUGGUGUUUUUGUGGCUACUCUAUUAUCUCAUUACUACUGAGUCUGGUGGUGUCAUGGACCAUGUUCUUGAAAUGCUGCCACUUUCUAGGUCCACUAGAGCUCGUUGUGCCCAUGUUCUUGACCAAGCUGUUAGUAGUGUCUUAUUGGCUGCUGCUAAGGUCACUUUCUUUCAAGGCUGUCUUACAUAUCUGUUGUUCAGAUUCUAUAAGAUUCAUUUCCUUUACAUGUCUACCUUUUUGGCGCUUAUGAGUGCUGUUUUCCCCAUAACUCCUGCGUUUCUCUCAUCAAUUCCGGCUGCGGUGCAAUUGGCCAUGGAAGCAAGAUAUGUGGAGGCUGUUCUUUUGACAGUAGUUCAUCAACUAAUUUUGGAAUAUGGAACAAUCGCCAUACAGGAUGAGAUCCCAGGACAGAAUGCCUAUUUGACAGGGCUGAGCAUGCUUGGUGGAAUUGCACUAUUUCCAUCAAUUUUGGAAGGAGCAAUUAUGGGUCCAUUACUGAUGACAGUGAUGAUCACAUUAAAAAAUCUGUAUGCGGAAUUCGUCCUCUCUUCUGCGGAUGAAACUGAUUUUGAUCUAAGUUAAAGUAAAAACUGGACCUACGUCGGAAGGUUCCCAAAACUACUUUGCAUCAGAUGGUACGUCUUCAUGUUAUAUUGAUUGGGAAAAGUCACAUGUUUAUGAUGAUCCUAACUGAUAAUAUUUAGCGACAAACUAUCUGUUUAUCAUAAUAAUUAGCUGGAGAGGAAGAUGAUUGUAGGACCUUUUAUAUCACUUUGUUCAUUUUUGUUAUUUAUGAUAACAUAGGAAAGAUAGAGCAUUCAGCGAUACCAAUGGGAAUUUUUUGUUAUUAUUCCUAUUCCUUAAUUUUGUGUUUGGUACAAUAAUGAACUGAAUUUUCAGGCACAUCUUCUCGAAACCCAAACUUUAAGACCAUGUUUCAUGUUAAGAGUGACAGUAAUAUUUGGAGAGACAGGAUGCCCUUCCACCACUUGAAGUCUGAAAUUGCUAAGGAUGGUGGUUGCAAGUACUUUCAUUUGGAGCAAAGCCAUGUCUUUACCCAAACAUGACCUAGGUCCAGCAUUAAACACAGUGUAUUUGUGAGAUGGUACAUACACAAAUCCACCUUGCUCUGAAAUCCAUCUCUCGGGCUUGAACUCUAGACAGUCCGGACCCCAUAUUUUUUCCAUCCUUCCCAUAGCAUAAUACGACAGAAAAAUUCUUGUCUUUCGUUCUGCCCGGUGACCACUAGGUAGAAUGUCUGGUUCAGCAACAGUUUUGUGAUUCAAGGGCACCGAGGGGUAUAGUCUCAGUGUCUCAUACAAUACUGCCUGUAAAUAAACCAACUUACUUAGCUCCUCUGCAUCAAAAAACUGAUACUUGUUAUGGUUAUUAUCCUCAUUAACGGUAGGAAGAUUUUCCUUCAUUUCUUCUAGAAUUUUGGCUUCUAUAGUUGGGUGAGUAGCUACAAGAUAGAAAAACCAACUAAGACCCGCUGUUAAGGUAUCCCUUGCCGCUGCUACAAAAUUCAAAGCCACAUCCUUUAAAAAUUGGUCGGAGUAGGGUGUUUCUUUUUCUUCCAUAUAAAGUGUCAUCAAGUCAUUAGAGUUGGCAACUUGUUCUUUAUUUUGGCUUUUACAACUUUGAUAUAACUCCUUCCGUUUUAUUUGGAUGCAUUGAUACAUGAAUUCAUCGAAGACUCUUCUUGCUUUUGUUAGCUUUCUCUCAUGCCCAACUUGAAGCCACCUCUCCAAUUUCCACCAAACUUCUGGUAGAAAGUGUCGACGAAGUGUAGCCUCUUGAAUGUCGUCGAUUGCCUUUCUGUAUUCCAAUUUGGAGAAUGUAAAGGAAUAAUUAUCCGGAUCAAGGCCGAAAAUCAGCAAGAUUGCACUUUCAAAGGUGACCAUGGAUUGGAAUGCUUCUUGUAAGUCAAUCUAUUGAUUGAAAUAAAUAAGUAAAUCGUAAAUAAAGAGAAAUAUAUAUAUAUAUUUAUAUAUUUGUAAUGCAAGCUAAACAUUGUUGUGUAUAUAACUAAAAUUGUUAUGUAAAUAAAUGACAACCUGAGUUCUUGUGUUGGA
Cannabis sativa is the source of this 3660-nucleotide messenger RNA. RefSeq lists its product as uncharacterized. The record is from RefSeq and is a predicted model, not a curated record. NCBI's taxonomy places the organism in Eukaryota, Viridiplantae, Streptophyta, Magnoliopsida, Rosales, Cannabaceae. The coding region runs from base 161 to 2167 and encodes 668 amino acids. The transcript has 3 exons.